Messenger RNA from Cervus elaphus (red deer), 4519 nucleotides. RefSeq names its product TNF superfamily member 9 (gene TNFSF9). The record is from RefSeq and is a predicted model, not a curated record. Lineage: Eukaryota; Metazoa; Chordata; Mammalia; Artiodactyla; Cervidae. Gene Ontology annotation, molecular function: tumor necrosis factor receptor binding. Gene Ontology annotation, biological process: immune response; positive regulation of cytotoxic T cell differentiation; positive regulation of activated T cell proliferation. The coding region runs from base 2158 to 3156 and encodes 332 amino acids. Gene Ontology annotation, cellular component: plasma membrane. The transcript has 3 exons.
UUCAAAAUGAAAACACACAAAAUGUCAGUGAACUAAGGUUUUUCCACCUCUAGAAUCCAUGCAGGUAACUAUUAUACUUCAUUCAUUCCUUUAUUCAAUGAAUACUGUCAAGGCCUAUAAUUUUCUAGGUACUGGAGGUAGCAUGGAAACCAGGCAGGCAAAGAGACUCCUCUUUGGGACUUAACAGUUUCUUGGGGCAAAACAACCAUGAGCAAGUAAACAAACGAACAAGAAUAUCUCACGUGGUGGAAACUGCUAGUAAGGAAAUUUCAAGGGGUGAUGUAACUGGGGCCCGAGAGAAAGACACUUUCGUUUGGGUUGUCCGAGAUGGUGCCUGGGAGUUCUCUGAAUUCCUCUUUUUUGUCAGCUCAGGCAAACCUUGUCUGUGAGCUGCCUUGGGGUGGGGUUUAAUAAUAAACAGAAUGGCCCGUGGCCUGUGAGCUUCUUGGCAGAGCGAUGGUUAUCUGGUGAAGCCUCUUUGUCCUCAGAAUCUUUGUAUCUAUCUUCCUGGCUGGUCAGAUUCCUCCGAGAAAAGAUCCCACCCAUCCCCAUCUUUCAGGUCCUGGCUGCUGGGUAGGGGGCGAGGGUCAAGGUGGAACAGUUUCAACUCUUGCAUUCAAGUUCACACAUUUGAUUCACACAUGAUCCUAGCAUGAUUCUUCUGUUAUCAACUGCAUUCCUCCCACCAGAAAUAUUGAGAUUUCCGUGGUCUGGAGGGGAAAAAAAGGCAACCAAGAAAUGGCUGUGUUUCCACCCUACUGGAGAGCAGAGCUGGUAUCUCUUUUGGGAAUUUACUUUCAACCAACGCUUCUACUUUAGCUGCCACCUACCACAUCUCUUUUGGAGUUGGCAGGAGGGCACCAAUAACUGAGGCGUGAGACAUGGUGGUUGAUGGUGGUAUUUUGCUAGGGAAUGUGUAUUUGGCAUUCCACCCCAUGGCUGACAUGUUUUGGCUUAGGUUUUAAGACAGUCCCUUAACUAUGGUUGCAGUGAGAUUUUGGGAGACAGUAAAAGUAGGCGCUGGACUUUAAUUCAUCCUCUUUACUCAGAAGGACAGCUGACCGCAGAUCUGGGGAAAAGAACAUUCCACGCGUAGGGGACAGCAGGUGUGAAGGAACAACCUUGGUACAACGCAGUGGGUUCUUCAACUUGGGCAAGUGUCAGAAUGUUCUUAAAGGCUCCAUCAGACACUGACUUCACGGCUUCAGUUCCCAGAAUGUCACUAGGUCUGGCUGAGGUGCUAGAAUUUGCAGAGCUAGCAAGUCCCCAGGUGAUGCUGGUUUGGGCACCGCGCUUUUUUAUAAACCGCUAGUAUUAACGGAAGCGUUUUACACCUAGGUGUCAACAAGAGCCAGUAUCAUUAGUGUUUUCUCCUUUUAAUUCCUCAGAGAGGCUUAAUACAAGGUUGAAUACAGGGCCGGUAUCCGAUCUUUGUUCAGUUGAACCAAAACACCCCUCCCCCCAUUUCCUGGGCCGCUGGUGGACGGGUGAGAUCAAUUCCCGGGUCCAUUCUCCCUUGCGCUAUAGGGGAAGUGAGACCUGAAGAAGGAUGGCGAGGUCUACCCUGCUGGUCUGGGCAGAGCCGGGCUUCUAUGGGAGCCCAGGGCUUUUCUACGGCUGGCCAUCUGUCAAUCCACGGUUGCUUCCUCUUUUGGGGCAGAGUUUUGGCCUCAUCUCCGCUCCUCCUCCCGCCCCCGCGGACACCACGGGAGCGCGAACGGGAAAUUUGAGUUUCCUCCGCCUCACUCAAGAUUGUCCCUUUCCUACAAGGGGAAUUUCUCCACCUGGACUCUCCAGCCUUUUGCUUGUGGGGUCCAGGGAGCCCCUGACGGGAAGCGUCUAGGUGGGUGGGUGGGGGCAGGCCAGGGAAGGUCCGGGGUCGCGGGAAAAGAGAGGGAAGUAGAGGGAGGACUAAGCAGAGCACUCGGGGUUCCACCGGGAGGACUUAUGCUCCAGAGGACAAGCGGUCUGAGGCCUGGCUCUUCUUUGACUCCUCGAGGAAGUGCUGAGUUUAGGGGAACCCUGGGGAAGCCCCAAUGCUGAGGGGGGCUCUAGGGAGGGAUAAGAAAUCGGGGGAAGAGACAAAAGAGAGAAGCAGAAAGGCGAGGAGAUAACCAGGGAGAUGCAAGAGAGAUAACUGGGGAUCAAGAGGAUUUGAUGGAGCAGAGCGUGGAGAGCUCCAGAGAGAAAAGGAGACGGAGAGAUUCAGGGAAGAGAAAGUUGGGGAAAGUUUGGACCAAAGUUGGCCGGGGCGGGGCGGGGCCUCACGGGGCGGGGCGGGCGGGAACCAACCUACCCAGCGGGUCGCUGGGAUCCCCUCGGCCACUCCCCGGAAAGCAGGGCUUAGCUAUAAAGGGCCGUGCGCUGGACCCAGCUCGCAGCCGCCCGCAGCCGGCCAUGCACUCCAACACACUCGUCACCCCGGACCCCGAGGCCCAGCGGUCGCCCGCGUCCCCGGGUCGCGUCUGCAACCCGCUGCCCUGGGCUCUGAGCGCCGCGCUGCUGCUGCUUGCCGCUGCCUGCGCCACCUGCGUGGUGCGGGUCUGGGGCGUCCCCGGAACUCCUGCCUCGCCGGUUUCCAGUCCCGCGCCCAGUUCGAUUCUCCCCGUGGGCCUGGAGCAGACUUCCGACCCCCACGCCCGCCUCCCCAACUCUCCGCAGCAGGGCGUGUUCGCGCAGCUGGUGGUGGCCGAUGGUGCACAGCUGACGGAAGGGCCGGUGCAGUGGCGGAGCGAGCAGGGGUUGACAGGUGUGACUCUGGCGCCAGGCGUGCGCUAUGACAAGCACACCCAAGAGCUGGUGGUCCCCGAGGCCGGAGUCUACUAUGUUUUCUUGCACUUGACCCUGAAGCGCGUGAUGGCCAGCAACCACAACAGCUCCGACUCCGUCUCCGUGGCCCUGGACCCGCAGCCUCGCCAAGCUGGGGCUGCCCUGACCCUGACCUUGGACUUGCCACCCCCACCCUCGGGGAACUCAGCAGCUGGUUUCCGGAGCAGCUUGCUGCACCUGGAUGCAGGGCAGCGCUUGAGUGUCUACCUGCGCCCCGCCAUCCAGGAGCCUCUCUCCUGGCAGCUCUCAGCCGAAGCCACGGUCUGGGGCCUCUUCCGCGUGGCCGCCCAAGUUCCCAGUGGACUUCCCUUGUCAAAGCUCACGUGACCCCAGGGCUAGGUGUCACCUCCUGGAACGAGACUGCAUCUUCCCUUCCUCCUUUGGGGCCCCAGGUGACGGGACCCAGCUCCUCUACCUCACUGGGCUGGCCAGGGGUCAGUGCUGCUGACCGCUUCCUCCAGGAUCCUCUGGGUCCCUCGGUAUUUAUUCUGAGCUGAGCUCAGACACUGUACAUUAUUUUAAUCCAUUCAACUCAUAUUUAUUGAGCUGCUGCUCCAUGCCAGGCACUGUACAAGGCUAGAGAAAUAGGAGCAAAUAAAAUAGACCCUCUCCCCAUCCUUAUUUAUGUUAAUAUGUGAGAAAUAGAGACUCAUUUCCAACCCCUCUCCUCCCCACUCCAUGGGACUCAUGGGGCUAACUUGUGGGAGGGGGUCCAAGUAUCUAUGUUGCGUGAGCUUUAUUCACUCAUGCAAAAUUUAUCAGGCACUGUUUUAGGUGUUGGGGAUUCAGCCAGGAACAAGAUAAGAUAAAACCUUCAGCUUUUGCCCAGCUGGUGGUCUAAUAUGCUGGCUUUACACUAUGACUGUGUGUGACCCUGUUUAACUGGGACAUACGGGAGGGUGUGAGGUGGUACCUGAUGCUGGAUAAUAAAAUAUUUUUAUAUAUUAUGACUGCUAUGUAUUGUACAUUUACUAGACAAUGUGAGUUAUCUUGAGGCUUCAAACUGCGCUGUGCCUUAGGCAUGGGAUUUUUGUUAUUCUCGUGACCUUAUUUCUAUGCCCUUGAGAUAGUUUACCUCUACUGUAUCUGGCAGUGGAAAUACUGUAUAAUUCCGUUUUGCAGGACAUUGCUUGUCAACUCCGUGUUCAGUGUCACCACACUAGUAACUUAAGAUGGACCAUGGUGAUGGUAUUUACACCAGGGGAAGCGGCAAAGCUUACAAGUCCAGUAUGAUGUACUGUUUGUUGAUUGCCUACACUCAAAAGUGCUGGGAAAACAUGUUCACCAUGCAGAUGACAUUUAUGUGGGUUUUGUCUGUAACUGUUAUAUUGUGACUAGCACACAGAAAAAUCGAGGAAGUCUUUCUAUAGUGCUGUCAAACCAUUAUCUGAUUUAGCAAAGAAGUUCCAAGCAUCAUCAAAAAGCAAGUGAAGUGUGAACACACAUCUUGAUUGUUUCGUUCCGUCUCUGUGUCUAGAGGAAAAUAUCAACCUCCAUUCGCUUGUUUCUCACCUGCAAGCAUAGAUUGGCUUUGGGUUACAAGAGUGGAAAAAAAAAAAAAAAAAACCACGAGAAAGUUGUUCUGUGACACUCAGUUUUGGCUGUAUGGAAGCAGUGGGGAGUAUCUUAUUUUAUCGCUGGAGGUUGCAUGCUAAACAUUUAUGCCAAUAAAAUUUAUAAUAAAUACAGA